UAAUUUGAUUGUGUUUUUUAUGACAGGUGGAAGGUGAAUGGAGAGUAGUGGUUGGUGUGAGUGCAUUGGCAGUAUUAUCAGCUAGCAGCAGGGAGGAGUCAGCACAAGCACCAAUCAGCUGUUGUACCUAUCAAGUGCCUGUGAGCAGCAGUGUCAGGGAUGCCGUAUCAGUAUCAGUAUCAGUGAUGAUCCCCGAGCAAUCCAACCAAAUCAAAUGUUCGCACACUGUAGGCUGUGAGCGACGUGUGGUGGGGCAAGCUACUAGGGGCAAGGAGGGGCGCGGAGCUGGCCCCCUCCUCCCCCUUGCAGUCCAGCCUCCAACUUUUUCUCCUUCUUCACCACUUCUCUUCUUCUAUUUGUCUCCUUGUUCUCGUUUGGCUUUUGUUGAAGCAGCGUCUGUGAUAAUAACCAGCUCAACUACAACCGUGUCGACAACGUUAGGUGUUGAUGACAAUGAUGAUUUGAUGAUUAUGAUGAUGACGACGACAGCGCGGUGCAGCUCGACACCGUCUACUCCGUCCGCGCUUACCUUCGAACUAAAAGUGUCGAAUGCAAUGGUUGCCUCCGAUGGCAAUACUUGCAGUCUGAGUGCACAAAUAGGGCACCACCCCACUAAUAAUCUAGCAAGUAAUAAUAACCGACAACUACUACCACACAUCACUUCUCAGGCCAAGGCCACGGCUACAACUACUACUCACAAGUUUGGUGCUCCUUAUUUUCACAAUAAUAAUCCUACUGAUGGUGAAGAUGAUGAUAGAUUUAAGAUAGUUUGUGUGAAUGACGAGUGCACUAGCAAUGUAAGGUCAUGCCCCCCGGCGGCGACAGAACAUAAUACAAACAUUCCAAUGCAAGAGAGAGAGAAAUCUGUCGCUGCAACAGUCGGGCAGAAGAGCUUUAAAUACCACUGUGAUCAUAACGAUAGUGUCUCUAAUAAUAAUUGUAAUACUAGCGAUAAGAUUAAUGUAGGUGUGAGUGAGUAUUGGAUGUAUGCGAGACGAUGGGGCAUAGCGGCGCCCCGGCUCAUGAGACUGGCCGGAGGCGGCGAAAGCUCGCUGAACAACUCCAGUGCCGCCCCCGGCGGCGGUGGCGCAGGAUGGGGUGGUGGAGCUGGAGGCGGCAACGCGGCUCAGAACAACAAUAACGCAAACCAACAAACUGGUUCUUGGGGUGGCAACGCAGCUGCUCAGCAGCAGCAGACUGGCGGUGGAACCGCCCCUCAGCAGCAGAACAACAACGGAUCUGGCGGCGCCCAGUGGGGCGGCAGCGGAGGCGGCAACGGUGGCCAGGGGCGGCAGACGGGAGCCGUGGCGGGGGCGGGAGCGCAGCCAACUAGUCAACAGCAGGCAAACACUGCCCAACAGAACAAUUCAGGUAAUAACGGCGGCAUGAAGCCGGCUGUGUCAAGUGGCGGGGGUCCCGCCUCCAACAACCAGCAGUCACAACAGCCGACGUCCACCUCGCAACAACAGCAGCCCAACAACAACCAACCGAACAACCAGCAGCAGGCUGGCAACAACAACAGCAACAACAACGGAGGCCAGCAACAACAGCAGAACGGAGGUGGAUCUUGGGCGGCGGCGGCUGGAAAAGGUUUGGCCGCGUCCACUCCGCCGCCUUCGGCCUCGUCGUCUGCCGCCUCCGGUGGUGGUAGUGGGGGUGGCAACGGUGCCGCCCCCGCUUCGGCAUCCACCGCGGCGGCUGCUGCCGCUCAGCAAGCCGCUACCAACAAACAGCUAGAGCAGUUGAACACAAUGCGCGAAUCGCUAUUCAGCCUGGACGGUUGGGGCGGUCAACACGUGAACCAGGACUCGACAUGGGACAUUCCGCCCUCGCCCGAGCCUCCUUCCAACAAGGAUGGUAGCGGCGGAGGUGGUGCUGGAGGUGGCACGGGCAACGGAGCCGCCCCUGGCGCUGGGGGCGGUGCGCCUGUUUGGAAACCAAACAUCAAUAACGGAACUGAACUGUGGGAAGCAAACCUGCGCAACGGCGGCCAGGUGCCGGUGGUGGUCGGGGGCGGCGCAGGUGGUGCCGGUGGCGGUGGAGGCGGCGCUCAGAAGACGCCGUGGGGCCAUACGCCCAGCUCGAACCUUGGUGGCACUUGGGGUGUGGAGGACGACGACUUGUCUGACGCCACCAAUGUGUGGACGGGAGUGCCGCCUCCGGGGCCACCGCAGCAACAGCCGCCCCCUCAGCAGCAGCAACAGCCGCCCCCGCAGCAGUGGGGCAACAGUCAGCCCAACACGCCUAUAUGGGCAGCUCCAAAGAAAGAGAACGAUUGGGGCGGAGGUGGCGGUUCGCAGUGGGGCGGAGGCGGUGGUGGUGGAGGUGGCGACCACAUGAUGAUGCGAGGCGGAGGCGGUGGCCGGGGCGGUGAUAUGGGCGGAUGGCCGCCACAGCAGCCGCCCCCGCAUCAUCCCAGCCAGCAGCCGCCUCAUCCCAGCCAGCUGCCCCCGCAUCACCAGAUGCCGCCCAACAAGAUGCCACCAAAUGCCAACGUGAACCAGUGGCCAGGCCCGCCGCCCAAGGACAUGGGUGGCAUGGGCAAGGGUGGAGGUGGUCCCUCUGGCUGGGAGGAGCCCUCUCCCCCUGCUCAGCGACGCAACAUCCCCAACUACGAUGACGGCACAUCGCUGUGGGGCGCACAACAGCAGCGCAACACUAUGCCAGGACAAAACAAAGUGUCGCACUGGAAAGAGAUGCCUUCGCCGGCAUCGAUGGUGGGAGGCCGUGGAGGCGGCAUGGGAGGCGGUCAGAUGGGCCCCGGGGGCGGCGCCAUGCCUGUGGGGCGUAUGCCUACCAAGGACGGCCCGCUGUGGGGCGGUGGAGGCGGCAGUCGAAACGGAGCCUGGGACGGAGACGUGGCGGCAGGGACACGAAGUUGUUGGUGGUGGACCUUGGGGACGACGGCAAGCAGCAGGUGGGGCCCGGUGGGCAGUGGGGCGGAGGAGGUGAGGUGGGUGGCUGGAAGGGUGGUGGCCCCAAGCAGAUGCAGGGCAACCCGAGUGCCUCGUGGGGCGCAGAUGGUGGGGCCCCCUCUCGGCGACGGCCCCUUGCCCCUGGAUCCGUCCAGCUGGGCGCAUCAACCUAAGCAGCCAUUGAAGCCCCUGACAAAGGAGAUUAUAUGGGCCAGCAAACAGUUUCGCAUUCUGUCGGAGAUGGGCUUCGAAAAGGACAAAGUGGAGACAGCUCUGCGCACUUUCAACAUGAGUCUAGAGGACGCCAUUGAGUACCUGAACGCGGCCAACUGCCCUCGCGGGGGCGGCGACUGGGGCCGGGGUGGAGGCGGCGGAGGCCGAGGUCACUCGCCGCCCCCGGUUGGACCGCCGCCGCCGUUUGAUGCACAGCCGCCGCCUCCGCCGCAGUUUGCGGCGGCCGCUGCGUCGCAGCGCGGGGGUGGUCAGGGUGGAGGCGGUGGAUUCAAUCCGCCGAUUCCUGGUUUCGUGCCGCCUUCACAGUUGAGGCCAAGCAAUCAGCAGCCAGCCUCCAACCAACAACUGCGUAUGCUAGUCCAACAGAUACAGCUGGCUGUCACCGCCGGAUAUCUCAAUCAUCAGAUCCUGAACCAACCUCUGGCGCCUCAAACACUGCUGCUUCUGAACCAGUUGUUGCAGCAAAUCAAGUUGCUACACCAGUUGCAACAUGCCCUGCAACAAAACCCCAUGGCCAAGAACAGCAACUCACUUGGCAUGUCUGUGCAAAUCACUAAGACCAAACAACAGAUUACCAACCUGCAGAACCAGAUCUCAGCCCAGCAGGCGAUCUACGUGAAACUACAGCAGAAUCCGCAACAACAGGCUCAUCAACAACAGCAGCAACAACAACAGUUGUCGCAGAACGACUUUUUUGGCGGCGCAGGCAAGGGCAAUCCACACGACCCCCUGGCCGCACUCCAGUCAAACUUUGCCGAUAUAGCACUCAAGGAGUCGCAGUCACAGCAGUCGCGCCUGUCGCAGUGGAAGUUGCCAUCGCUGCCGAGCGACAAGGACGACGACUUUAGCCGCGCGCCCGGAUCGGUGGCCAAGUCGGGAGCGGCCGGCGGAAAUUCGUCGCCUAACGCACUCAAUCCGCUGCUCAGUCAGCCUGACACUACAUGGUCGGUAGGCCGUAGCAGUGACACCGGGUGGCCGGACAGCAGUAGUAACCACCACGACGGGGGCGGCGACAAGGACUGGCCUGGGGCGGUGACGGGGGUGGGCAGCAGCCAAUCAGCGGCCGCCUCCUUCACCGACCUGGUGCCCGAAUUUGAGCCGGGCAAGCCGUGGAAGGGCAACCAGAUGAAGUCCAUUGAAGACGAUCCCACCAUCACACCCGGAUCGCUGCAGCAGGCUAGUGCUGUGCUCACGCCCAAGGGUAAUUCAGUGGUGACCUCGGUGGCGGACGACAUGUUUGGCCGCGGAGGCGGUGGAGGCGGCAAGGUGUCGCCACCCCCGGGGCCAAUGACCGCUGACAUGCCACCUAUUCCAUCGCUCUCUCUCUCCUCCUCCACGUGGAGUUUCCAGCCUACCUCGCAGUCCUCCUUCAACAGUCCAUUGUCGAAGAUGAGUAUGUCCGGAGGCGGUGUAGGCAUGAAGACCAGCAGUCAGGGAGUUGGCUGGGGCGGCGGAGACCCUCACGGAGGCGGCGCCGACAUGUGGAAGAGUAGACAGGGAGGCGGUGGAGGUGGACCGCCCCCGGGCCUGAGCAAGACACUGCCUCCGACUGCAGCGCCCUCCAACGGUUGGGGCUCGCUCAGCGGACGAUGGGGUCCCCCUCAACACACCACUUGGGGCCAACCGCCACCUGCGCAUGCUCUCUGGCUUCUGCUUAAGAAUCUCACGCCGCAGAUUGACGGCUCGACACUGAAGACUUUGUGCGUGCAGCAUGGUCCACUGCAGAGCUUCCACAUGUACUUGCCUCACGGAAUAGCCUUUGCCAAGUAUAGCACAAGAGAGGAGGCCACCAAGGCGCAAAACGCAUUGAACAACUGCGUGCUGGGUAAUACGACAAUAUUUGCGGACGUGCAGCCGGAACGUGAGAUUGUGGCGUUGCUGAAUCAGCUGGGCAACAGUGGGGGCGGCGGAGGCGGCAACAGCCAGGCGGGGGCGGCGGCCGGAGACGGCAAUUCUCCGUGGUCGUCCUCAAGGCAGCCGCAGCCCAAACAGGUGGUGGAUACAUGGGGAAGCGGAAGCCAGCUUUGGGGAGGUGGAGGCGGAGGCGGCACGUCCUCCUCGCUGUGGGGGGCGGCCCUCGACUCUGACCGCUCCACUCCUUCCACAGCCUCCCUCAACUCAUUCUUGCCCCCCGACCUCCUGGGCGGCGAGUCUAUGUGAAUACCAUCGGAGGCAGCUGAUAAGUCGUCAUCUUAUUAUUGACAUUAUGUUUAACUUUAUGAUUUCGUCGGUCAGUCUAUGCCACUAGUAAGGGCUGCACCAAUAUCCAAUAUUUUCGUUGAACGUAGCCUUGGUCAUCUUGUAAAGUUUUUCUUGAACGUAACCUUGAAAGUGUUGAAGGACUCUGAUUUGUUAGCUCAAGAUGCUGAUCUUCAUUAGUAAAUCUUAACUCUGAUGUAUGAUUGAUUAUCAUGAAAAGUUUAUCAUCAUCAUGAUAUGUCUGCUUGAAAAAUUGGAGAAGUAGAAAAUAACUUUAUAAAGUAGCUUCUUCAUAAAGUAACCGUUUCUUAAAGUAACCGUUUCUUAAAGUAACCUUUUCAUAAAGUAACCUUUUCAUAAAAUAACCGUUUCAUAAAGUAACUUGUUCAAAAAAGUAGAACAGGUCAAAUUGCGAUUCAAGUUCGAUGAUAUCUGACAAAGUUUAAGUUUUCAUAAAGUAACCUUUUCAUAAAAUAACCGUUUCAUAAAGUAACUUGUUCAAAAAAGUAGAACAGGUCAAAUUGCGAUUCAAGUUCGAUAAUAUCUUACAAAGUUUAAGUCUAUUUAUCGUGUUGACAAUGUGUGAUUGAUUUUAGUUGAGUCUAUAUUUCAGUAUUAGAUUUAGACACGACGAAGGUUUCUCGUUCAUUCCGUUGACAUUGUUUGAGUUUGACCAAUUUUAGUUGUGUCUCGAAUUGAAAUCGUGAUUUGAUUUGAGGUUAGUUUUUGUUGUGAGCUCUUUACUAGUGGCAUAGAUGUUUCAACCUUCCCCUACCCUUACCCCUACCCCUACCACCUAUCCGUCGUCAGUGUUCUUGUGUAUUAUUUUUAAAUAUUAUUCCUGAUCUCAUUAUUAAUGUAAUUAACAGUAAGUUGGCGGUGUGAGCCCGUGAGCUGUGCACCCGCUCUUUUAAACUGUAGUCCGAUUUUUAGUGGGAAUGCGAGUGAGAGGGUAGUGUUGGGUGUUUUCUAUCUCUCUCUCUCUCUUGCUAUUCACCCAGUAUUUGCCUCUCACUCGCGCCCCUCCCCCCUCCCAACCAUUAUCAUCUUCCACUGAUUUAUUUUAUUUGUGUGAACGGUACACUGAAAUUGUCCAGUGUAUUUAGUAGUAGAAUGAAUAUUGACAAUUCAUUCGAAUAUUAUAUUAUACUGAUUACCUUUCUCGCUUUUAAAGUGAUGGAAUUUCAAAUUUUAUUUUGCCAUUAUUUAUUAGAAUAUUAUGAUUAUUGUACUAUUAUAAUUAUUAUUAUUAUUACUAUUACUUUGAAGGAACUCGCCCAAAAAAAUGAAAAAGUAUAUUGAAAAAAAAUGUAGAAAAAUGGGUUCCUAAACCAACAAAGCUACAAUCAGACUGUUUGUCAAAAGUAUUUGAAAAUUUAAACAUAUAAAUUUAUUUAAUAAUUAUAUUUAAGUAAAGAAAUAUUUUAUAUUUAUAUACUAUACAUGUAUGUAGAUUGAUUGAUGAGAACGAUGACGAAAUUCAAUAUAUAUAUCUUGAAAGAAAAUAUAUAUAUUAUUCAGAAUAAUGUCAAAUUGUCAUUUAAUAGUAAAGAAUAUUAUACAGUUCAUUUAUUAUAAUUAUCAACUUGAUAUUGUCUAUUAUAAAGUAGAGCAUCGAUUCUUGAGUUAGUGUGUGUGUGUGUGGAUGUGAGUGAGUGUGGGUGAAUGUUUGUAUUUAUAUUUGAAAAUCAACUUCUACAAUGACGUGUGUUCAUAAUUGCAAAUACAUACAAUAGAUGGAUUGCUAAAUGUAUUCACUGAAAUAGGCUGAUAAUUAAUAAUAAUAAUAAUAAUUGAUAAUUGAAACUAGUUGUAGGUGUGGCUCGAUGCACACUCCAUGUCAGAUAGAAACGUGUCGUUGAUAAUAUAAUAUUGAUAGUAUAAUUAUUAUUACAAUGAUGAAGGGGAAUAACUUUUCUUUCGUUGAGUAGUAAAACUUGUGCUGUGAAUUGUGUGUGGCUUUUAUAGGUGUUUGUCAUUUUUAUUUAAGACCAAAUUUUUAUUGUAAAGCUACUGAUACCUCCAACUAUAUAAUUAUUACGAUGAAGUUGCACAAGAUUCAACGCGAUAAUGUA
Molecule: messenger RNA, 7423 nt
Organism: Nilaparvata lugens (brown planthopper)
Lineage: Eukaryota; Metazoa; Arthropoda; Insecta; Hemiptera; Delphacidae
Product: protein Gawky
Exons: 22
Coding region: 186-5309 (1707 amino acids)
Biological process (GO): positive regulation of nuclear-transcribed mRNA poly(A) tail shortening; miRNA-mediated gene silencing by inhibition of translation
Cellular component (GO): nucleoplasm; P-body
Molecular function (GO): protein binding; RNA binding
Source: RefSeq, a predicted model, not a curated record